Debaryomyces fabryi is the source of this 729-nucleotide messenger RNA. RefSeq lists its product as uncharacterized. Lineage: Eukaryota; Fungi; Ascomycota; Pichiomycetes; Serinales; Debaryomycetaceae. The record is from RefSeq and is a predicted model, not a curated record. The transcript has a single exon. Bases 1 to 729 code for a protein of 242 amino acids.
AUGUCAAGGAGAAAAAAUAAAGCACAUGGAGUAUCUAUAUCAGAAGAGUUUCUGCGAUUAGAUCCAGAAAUUGAAGAUGAAAUCUUAGAAGCAUAUAGUUCCAUAACCCUGGAAAGUCAAGAUUUUUUCCUACAUCAGUUACCUGAGUUUUUACAUCAAUUGCAAAUACCGGCAUGCUUUACCGAUGAUAUAACGCAAUGUGUCAAUUACUACUAUGAGCAUAUGCAUAAUGAUAAUGGCGACUUCAAAUUAAAUGAAUCAAAUUACAAACAUGCUAUAACUUUUCAGAUGAUUCUAGCAUACACAAUCACUGGCUCUGCAAAUGAAAAACAUGAAGUAACUAUUAUCGACAUAGUAGAUAUUGAUAAGCUUAUUAGAAACGUCAAUAAGUUAGUCAAAUUCAGAAAUGCAUAUACUCAUAUCUACGGGAGUUGGAAAUUAUUUGUGGAUGCUGCAACGACUUCAACAGAUAGCAGCGAAUCUACCGUUACUAACCACCAAUUAACAUUACCAGAUUUGAAGAAGAUAAAAUCAGUUUUGAACUUGGAUGAAGCGGGUAAUGGAAACGUUUCAUUGGGAGACUCAUUCCUUAUCGACAUGUUGAGCUGUUGCACAACGACUGAAAAUGGAGACAUUCUUAAUUAUGAUUACAACAAGCCAAAGAAAGGUUCGUAUAUAACUAUCAAAGAUUUUGCUGAAAUUCUUGGAAACUUGGGUGAGUUGGACUAA